This is a messenger RNA of Myotis daubentonii (Daubenton's bat), 822 nucleotides long. RefSeq names its product proline-rich protein HaeIII subfamily 1-like. The coding region runs from base 1 to 822 and encodes 273 amino acids. The transcript has a single exon. The record is from RefSeq and is a predicted model, not a curated record. Lineage: Eukaryota; Metazoa; Chordata; Mammalia; Chiroptera; Vespertilionidae.
AUGAAUGUGGAAACCCGAGCUUUUGAAAAAAGGGGGUCCCAGGAGGGGAGCCGGGGGAGAAAGGAUGCCACCCUUCUUCAGGGAAAAUUCAGCGGCGGCUGUCGAGGAUCCGCUGGGUCCACCCCACGCCCGCGUCGGAAGACACCUUGGAGCAGGCGUCGGCGCCCCCUGCGCCCCGCGAUCCCGACCCUCCGUGCGGCGGUGGCGGCUCGAGCCGCCAGGGGGCGCCCCGGGCCGUGGGUCGCGUCGGUCCCCCGGCUCCCUCCGGGUUUCCGCGGCCUCCCGCACCCGGAGGCCGAGCUCAAGACCCAGCGGAUGCGAGUGAACCCCUUCCCAGGCGCCGACGCGAGACCCCCGGUCUCCGGGGCUGGAGUCGCCUUCGAACCCCCUUACCCGUCUCCAGAGGAAAGCCUCGCGCCGCCUCCCGGCGUAGGUCCCCUCCGACGAAGAAACGCGCCCCGCGGCUGGACGGUGGUACCGAGUGGCCCGGGGCCCCCAACUUCGGAGGAGAGGCCUCCUCCCCGUGGGCGCGCACCCCUGCAGCCCGCGGCGACCAGUCCACGCCGCCCGAUGCCACCCAGCCCCGGACCCAGACAGCGGCCCCCACCUGCGGCCGCGGGCAGCGGGGCCAAGCGCGGCCUGCAGCCCCUCGGGGCUCCCGCCCCGGCCCGCGGGUUCCCGAGCCCCUCGGCGAGCACUCGCCGCCCGCCCGCCCUGCGACCGGCCGAGGCUGGCGCCCGGCGCGCGGUGCCCCUUGGAGGAGAACAGGGCAGGGUGCCCUCCGGGUCACCCUCGCCCACCCAUUUCCGGAGGAGACCCUAG